AUGGGCCCUCAGGAUGAUGCUAUGGUGGGGAGGCACGCGGAGGAUUAUUAUCCGGAGAGGGAACAUGUGCCGUUGAGUCAGAUGCUGCGAGAGCAGAGUCGGGGUAUCCUGCAUCAUCGUGCGAGCCCAAGGAAGAUGAGAAUAUCGAUAAAAGGCAGUAUUUUUUUCCAGAAGAAGAAGAAAAAGAAGUUUGGGUUCAUUCACGUGCCGGUUUAUAACAGGAAUACCAAGAAGAGGACUCUUUUUAAAAUUCUAAUCCUACUCACCUUCGGCUAUGGACGAACCACCCUAUUAAACUUCAAUUUAAGCCGCGAUUGGCGCCACGAGCUCGAGAUGUUUGCGUUCAUGAGCAUGAGCUACACGAGCUUGAAGGACCUCCUGCCAGCGUCGUCGGCGAGGGCGGCGCCGCCAAGCCGGAAAGAGAUCGCGAUGAGGGACCCACUGCUGCAGCACGCGGCCUGGGCGUACCUGCAGCCGGGGGCGCGCGGGGAAGACGCUCGGCGGUGGUGGAGGAAGUUGGCGGGGAGCUGCGGCGGGGUUUUUGGGUGCCUAAACGGCGUCGUUUUGGUGGUGUGCAAAGGUCUGUUUGGAGAGCCAGCUGAUAAUAUAAGAUAA
Molecule: messenger RNA, 615 nt
Organism: Striga hermonthica
Lineage: Eukaryota; Viridiplantae; Streptophyta; Magnoliopsida; Lamiales; Orobanchaceae
Source: the annotation of a GenBank genome assembly